This is a messenger RNA of Alternaria arbusti, 1854 nucleotides long. RefSeq lists its product as uncharacterized. NCBI's taxonomy places the organism in Eukaryota, Fungi, Ascomycota, Dothideomycetes, Pleosporales, Pleosporaceae. The record is from RefSeq and is a predicted model, not a curated record. Bases 1 to 1854 code for a protein of 617 amino acids. The transcript has 4 exons. Gene Ontology annotation, molecular function: flavin adenine dinucleotide binding; NADP binding; N,N-dimethylaniline monooxygenase activity.
AUGGCGCCAGAUCUGAACACGAUAGGCAGCGGCAAGCAAUGGGACUACUCAACGCCUGGUUCUGGCGGCUACAGCGUCCCAGACAUCGUCUAUAAUGACCCUUCGUCUCGAAAGCUCAAGGUGCUUACUAUUGGAGCCGGCUUGUCUGGCAUUCAAAUGGCAUACCAGAUACAGAAACACACGCAGAAUGUCGAACACGUCAUCUACGAGAAGAAUGCUACUCUAGGAGGAACAUGGCUCGAAAACAGGUAUCCAGGUUGUGCUUGCGACAUCCCGUCGCAUGCCUACACCCUCAACUUCGCCCUCAACCCAGACUGGCCGCGCUUCUUCUCCUACGCACCAGACAUCCAAAAGUACCUCGAAAAGGUCUGCGACGUAUUCGACCUGCGCAAGUACAUGACCUUCAACACCGAAGCCGUACGAGCCGAAUGGCAAGACGACGUCGGCAAGUGGAAGGUCACGCUCCGCCAGACGUCAUCUUCCGGUGAAGAACGAGAGUUCGAAGAGGAAUGCGAUCUUCUUCUCUACGCUUCCGGCAUCUUGAACAACUACAAGUGGCCAGGUAUCAAAGGCAUCAACAGCUUCAAGGGUCGCAUCGUCCACACCGCGACAUGGCCGAAAGAUUAUCAAAGUGAGCAGUGGAGGGAUGAUCGCGUGGCUGUCAUUGGAUCUGGUGCUUCUUCCAUUCAGACCGUACCGACUAUGCAACCCCAUGUAAAGCACAUGGAUAUCUUCGUCCGAACCGGAGUUUGGUUCGUCCAAAUCGCGAACAACUACGGCCAGAAUAAGGAGUACUCGCAAGAAGAGCGCGAUGAGUUUCGGAAAGAUCCGCGCAAGCUCGUUGCGCAUGCCAAAGAUAUCGAGAACCAGGUCAACGGGUUGUGGGGCGCGUUCUACGCCGGGAGUGAAGCGCAGAAGGGUGCGCAAGAGCUGUUCAGAGAGAGGAUGAAGGAGUUCCUCAAGGACGAACGACUCUUGGAGGGAUUUACCCCGAAGUUCGAGGUUGGCUGCCGUCGCAUCACCCCAGGCGACCCUUACAUGAAAGCCAUCCAAGAGCCCAACGUCUCCGUCCACUUCACCGCCGUAAACGAAAUUACCGAAACCGGCGUCAUCGGCGUCGACGGCAUCGAGCGCCCCGUCGACACCAUCGUCUGCGCCACCGGCUUCGACGUAACCUACCGCCCCCGCUUCCCCAUCAUCGGCCGCAACGGCGUCGACCUCUACGAAAAAUGGAAACACGAGCCCAAAGGCUACCUCGGUCUCGCCUGCCCCGACAUGCCCAAUUGGCUCAUAUUCGUCGGCCCAACCUGGCCGGUCGAAAACGGGUCCGUCACCGGCCCCCUCCUCGCCGUCGCAGAAUACACCAUCCAAAUCAUCAAAAAGAUGCAACGCGACCACAUCAAAUCCUGGGUCCCCCGCCAAUCCAUCACCGACGCCUUCAACGCCCACGCCCAGGAAUGGAUCAAACACACCGUCUGGAAAGGCCCAUGCAGAUCCUGGUACAAGAACAACGAUACGGGGCGGGUCAACGCCGUGUGGCCCGGUUCCUCGAACCAGUAUGCUGAGGUUAUCGAGACGCCGAGGUAUGAAGACUUUGAGAUUGAGUAUAUGCAUGAGAAUCCUUGGGCAAGUCUGGGUAUGGGGUAUGCGAUGAGGAAUAAGUUGUUUCCCGAGGCGGAUGUUAGUCCGUAUUUGGCGGUGGAGAAUAUUGAUCCGGUGUGGUUGAAGGCGGUUGGGUAUGAGGGGGCGGCGGGGGUGGUGGAGAGGGUGAGGGAGAGGAGGGAGGGGGUUGAGGUUGAGAGGACGGGGGUGGAUGGGGGGGUUGGGGGUGGGGAUGGGAAUACGCUGACAUGA